UCUAAGGUCCGGGUUCCUAUCGCUUGCGCCAAUUUUGUGGGCGUUAUAACUUAGCAGAUAGUAAAUAGAUUUUUCCAUUUCUACAAGCCACACUUGCCAACCGCUCGGCGAUAAACAGCGGGGAAGUCACCGGGAAAGUAGACUCCGGCCGUUGAGACUUCGGCGCUGUAUCGGCUUCGUUAAAGCUCGGAUUAUCUCUUUUGCUAUUGCAGAUCCAUCUUCCCCACCCUCUCUUUUAUCUUCGGUCGUUCUUUUCUAUCUGGAGAUUCGCCUUCUCAUUCCGAGAAAUACCCUAGAUCGGGCCGCGACGUUUUACGUCCGACGAGGUUGUGCACUUUUGCUUCUAGGGCUUUUUAAAGGGUAUCGAUGGCGGAUGGGGAGGAUGUGGAGUACGAUAGCGAUCCCGAGGACGUGCUUCGUCCAUCGAUGAUGCGUCGGAGGGAAGCCAGUGACGACGAGGACGGAGAGGGGUCUGGCGUUGAGAAGGAAAGUAAGCAUGUCAGAAAUGAGAGGCUUGGUAUUCGAUCAGAUGAUGAGUUGGAAGGGGAAGGAGGUGCGCCGGGGUAUGACGAGGAGGAGUACGAGGAGCAGGAAGAGGACGAAAUGCUAGAAGAGGAGGUGGAGGAAGAGGACAUGGAAGGUGAAGACGAGGUCGGGAUUUUGGAGAGGAAUGUUCUUAAGGGAGGGCACAGCAGGGAUGCAGGAGAGUUCGAAGGUCCAGCAGUACUGAUCGAGGAGUCCGGCCUGAGGUCUGGCGGCGAGAUGGGUGGGUAUAGGGAAAAGAAUCAGGCUGAGGAACAGGAGAAGAAGGAGAACGAACCUUAUGCGGUGCCAACUGCUGGCGCAUUCUACAUGCAUGAUGAUCGGUUUGAAGAAAACGGGAGGGGACGGCACAGACGAAUGCCUGGUGGUCGAAGGUUAUGGGAGUCUAAGGAUGACCAAGCCUGGGUUCAUGAUAGGUUUGAAGAGAUGAACUUGCAGGAUUGGCGCUAUGAGGAAAGGAGGAUGCGCAGAGGCCGUUUUCGAGGUCGCGGUACUGGGAGAGGAAGGGGUGCAGGUCGUGGUUAUGGUAGGGGUAGUACACCACGAGCCUAUCAUGAUGACAAUAGGAACCAAAACCGUACUUUGAAAUCUGUUAGGGGGAGGGGACCAAUACGCUAUGAACCGCUAUCAAAUAGCAGAGAGAUUUCCUCAAAUUCACCCAGGCAGCACAGAAAAACUCAGGAGCAGACUUCAAAUAAUUCUACUGCAAAAAAAUUCCCACAAAUUUCGGAUGCGCCGCCUGAGCCAGUUGCUCCUAGAAAGCAAGCUUUUGCCUCUAGUUUAAGCUCUGCCUCACCUCCCUUUUAUCCUUCUGGCUCUUCCAAUCAGGACAUUUCUGCAAUUCAGAAACGUGAUUUGCAAACGGAAAGCAACAACAAGCCUCUUUCAUCUACGGUACAGAUGGAAAAUUUACUCUCGGCACAGCCUGCCUCAUUGUUCAGAGGGAAACCUAUUAUAGAUUCUGUUGGCUUUGAUAGACUACAUCUGGAUGAUUCAGUUCACCAGGUUUCUGGAAAAGCUCUGGUUCAUGCUCAGGCGCAGGCUUCUGGGUCUUCAAUAUCAUUGUCAAAUGCGAAUAAGUCCCCACCAUACAAAGUCCAAGGGAGAAAUUCAACUCCUUCAAUACCCAAUCACCUAACCUCUUUUAACCAAGUUGCCAGGAUACCAUCGCAAAAUCAACCUUCAAUUGUUCAUCAGAAACCUGUUCAAAGUCAAGGUCAAACUUCACAAAGAAUUUCCACCCAGCUGGUGGGUCAGCAUCUUGUUAUUGCAAACCAGGUUAUAUCUUCACAUCAGGCUUCUGUUAGUAUUUCUUCUGAAGGAGAGGAGGCAGAAUCAUCUGCUGACCAUAGUAAAUCAAACUCUACUUUGGUUGGAAAAGGAAAAAAUGUUAACCACGGAGCUGGAAGGGGCUCCUUUUUCUAUGGUGGUGCUCAGGUUAUUGGACCAACAGGGACUGUUGGUCUUCCACAUGGUGACCCAAACUUUGCAGGCACCCCUGCCCUUUUGCCAGUAAUGCAAUUUGGAGGCCAGCAUCCUGGAGGUAUUCGGGUUCCAGCUGUUGGCAUGGCUUUGCCGGGAUAUGUGGCCCAACCUGGCUUCGGGAAUUCUGAAAUGACUUGGGUUCCAGUUUUAGCAGGUGCAGCUGGUACUCUUGGAACAAAUUAUUGUUCACCCUACAUAGCUCUUGAUGGUACUUAUUAUGCUCGACCAUCAGGACAGGCCUCUACUUCUGUCUCUUCUUCCAUCAAAGAAAGUAGUGGAGCUAAACCUGCUAACAUGUUGAAACCUCCUCAGAAAAGUGAGGUUGUAAACGAUGAAUUUGGUCAACGUCAAAACAAGCCUCGUAGGUACUCAGAGAUGAAUUUUGGCCAGUGAAGUACAUAUAAGAUUUUCUUAUAUUUGAAUAAGCAGCUUAAGUUCCAUCGGAGACCCUCUGUGAUCUUCAGUUUGGAUCUGAAGCACUUUGGGGUGUUUAUAUCAUGAUGGAAUGCUAGGUUAACAACGCCUGCUGACGAGCCGCAGAACGAUGCAGUGUUGUGGUUGGGCGGUUCGACGUAGAGUUCGACUUAGGGUGGGUUUAUUUUGACGAUUCUUAUCGUUGUUCUAUUGACCAUCACAAUGCAAGUAAUGUUUUUUCGUGCUUUUAAUUCUUUCUGCGUUCUUCCGCCUCAGGUUCCAGUGCAGUGAAAUGUUAUUUUGUUUCUUGGUUUUGCUGUGUGUUUGUUGACAAAAUAAGUAGCAGAGUGCCUGCUUAUAUUUGUUUAUAUUUGUGCUGAACCUCCAGUAUUUCUAUCUUUUAUUCCAAUGCAGUUCUAUUUCGAGUGGUGG
Messenger RNA from Phalaenopsis equestris, 2874 nucleotides. RefSeq lists its product as uncharacterized. The record is from RefSeq and is a predicted model, not a curated record. Gene Ontology annotation, biological process: mRNA processing. Bases 367 to 2421 code for a protein of 684 amino acids. The transcript has 11 exons. Gene Ontology annotation, molecular function: mRNA binding. Gene Ontology annotation, cellular component: exon-exon junction complex. Lineage: Eukaryota; Viridiplantae; Streptophyta; Magnoliopsida; Asparagales; Orchidaceae.